Ochlerotatus camptorhynchus is the source of this 546-nucleotide messenger RNA. RefSeq lists its product as uncharacterized. The record is from RefSeq and is a predicted model, not a curated record. Gene Ontology annotation, cellular component: extracellular region. The coding region runs from base 79 to 531 and encodes 150 amino acids. Gene Ontology annotation, molecular function: chitin binding. The transcript is spliced from 2 exons. Lineage: Eukaryota; Metazoa; Arthropoda; Insecta; Diptera; Culicidae.
UAUAAAAGCAGAAAACUUUUUGUAGAGAGGUAUCACUUUCCUUCAGGUCCACUACAGCAUAACAACAAUAAAUCAACCAUGAAAGCUUUCAUCGUUUGCCUGGCUAUCGCCUCCGUUGGCGUAUCGGCCCUGCCGGAGUACUACGGCAACUACCAACAGCAAUGGCCUCAGCAGGAACAGUGGUCACAUCAGCAGCUACCUCAGCAACCAGAACAGCCUCAAUGGGGACAGGAAAUGCAAUGGCAACAACCACAGCCGCAACCUCAGGCUCAGGAGCCGCAGAUGUACCAGCAAAACAUGAGCCCCGAUGGAUACAAAAUUGUUCCAGGAGUCGUUGACUCUCGCUGCCCCAGAAGUGACGACCCCAAGAACCCAACCCACUUGGCAAUUCGUGGAGAUUGCAGCAAGUUCAUGAAGUGUUAUGGAGGUCGUGCCUACGAAAUGAGCUGCCCAGCUGGUCUAGAAUUCGGAUCCACUGUAAACCGUUGUGAUUAUCCGGCUCUGGCCAGAUGCAGCAACGGAGGAUACUAAACCGAAUUUUAAACA